AUGUCACUCCUGGCUUCACAGUCCCUCAGUCUAGGGGAGUGGAAGUUGCUUAUCGUGCCCUUCGCUCUCUUUUCCGCAGUCAUCAUUUGGCGAUCAUAUGGCGCAUUGCGACGGAACAAAGGAGCCAAUUUCAACCACAACAACCCAGCCGGGAAAGGCUAUGAGAAGUCCAAACAAGGGUCCGAAUUAUGGCGAAUGCCAAUUCCUAGUCCUUACCCUAACUGGUCCAUCGAUGAUACGAAGCCGCUCCCUUAUCGCGCAUUCCGCUACGGUCCCAAGUACAAUGUAACGAUGGGACUCCGCUCGAUACAGCCAGAUGAAUGGAUUGAGCUCGAUAACCAGUUUCCCAAAUUCCACAGCGACAAGACGGCUCGGAUCCAAGAAAGAGGUGAUAAAUGUUUCGCAACCUCCCCCGAAGCCUACCCGGCAGCCAUAGAGCUUUUGGAAGAGCUGGCUCAGUACCUGCCUGCUCGAUAUCCUACGCUGUUCAAGCGCACCGCCGUUGGACUUGACAACAUAUGGUCUGGAGAGUCUUUCAACAUUAUUGAAAGACCUCUCAAAGAAGACCCCAUGGCUAUUGCUGCUAAGCUGGUUCAAGACGAUCUUGCCAUUAUGAUGGAGGGACCUGAUGGCCAAUACUACCUUCUCGCCGGUGCCAUCCUCCUCGCAGGCUUUUGGCGACUGCGCGACAAGUUCGGUAUGUCUCUUGAGGAGAUCCACACAUCCGGCGAUGUCCCCCACUACAAGGAGAAACUGCACAACGGCAUGGCCAGCUUCUUCAAGCGCCUACGUUGCGACCAAAUCUACUCCCGCAACAACUAUUUCAUUCAACUCGACGACUCGCUGCCGUGGAGCUGGAGCAUCGGCCAAGAGGACAGUCCUGUUGUCAGCUGGAGUACGGCCGAGAAAGACAAAGCCGUAGAGUAUCACUACUUCCGCUCAGAAAGACAAUCCCUACGUCGCCUUCCCAAGACCAAGGCGAUUGUGUUCACGAUUCGCACUUAUUUUCAUCCUGUCACAGAAUUGGCUUCAGAGGACUACGUUCCUGGCAGACUUGCAAGCGCUAUCCGCAGUUGGGAUGAGAAAGUAGCUAAUUAUAAGGGCCGGGAGAAGUUUGGGGACGUCCUGCUGGAGUACCUUGAUAACGAGCAUCAAAAGCAGUUGGAUCGAGGGUUGGACUUGGAAAAGGAGGAUGAGGUGCGAAAGUAUCCUUGGUAG
Colletotrichum graminicola M1.001 is the source of this 1218-nucleotide messenger RNA. RefSeq lists its product as uncharacterized. The record is from RefSeq and is a predicted model, not a curated record. The coding region runs from base 1 to 1218 and encodes 405 amino acids. NCBI's taxonomy places the organism in Eukaryota, Fungi, Ascomycota, Sordariomycetes, Glomerellales, Glomerellaceae. The transcript has a single exon.